AACAUCGGAAGCCCCGCCGCGGCGGGGACCUCUCCUUGGCUUCUACUUUGCUCUCUGGCUCCCUUCUUCUUCUUGUCGAAGUUCAGCGUUCGAUUAGGCGAUUAGGGUUGAGGAGUUUUGGUUCUCUUUGCCAUUUUUGGGGAGAAUCAUAACUUUUCGUUUCAUAAAGAGAUUUUGUAGUUGGGUGAGGAGAUGACGAUUGAGUCGCUACCGGGGAGCUCUGGGAUGUUGAAUCCGUCGCCGAAGAGGAGUAUGAGCUAUUUCGGCAAUCGAUAUGUGCUCGGCCUCACAGCUACUUCCGGCAUCGGUGGUCUUCUCUUCGGUUAUGAUACGGGAGUUAUAUCUGGGGCCCUUCUCUAUAUUAGGGAUGAAUUUAGUGAGGUUAAUGACAGCAGUUUCUUACAGGAAACAAUUGUAAGUAUGGCAUUAUUUGGUGCUAUGAUUGGCGCUGCAGCUGGUGGGUGGAUAAAUGAUGUAUAUGGGAGAAAGAGAGCCACCCUUCUCGCAGAUGUUGUAUUUAUAAUUGGUUCUCUGGUUAUGGGUAUGGCCCCAUAUCCUUCUAUUCUUAUAGCUGGGAGGCUCCUAAUUGGUCUUGGUGUUGGAGUUGCUUCUGUAACUUCUCCGGUUUAUAUAGCGGAAGCAUCUCCUUCGGAGAUUCGAGGAGGAUUAGUAAGCACAAAUGUGCUUAUGAUUACUGGGGGGCAAUUUCUAUCAUACCUUGUAAACCUUGCUUUCACUGAGGUUCCGGGUACAUGGCGUUGGAUGCUUGGUGUUGCUGCUGUGCCAGCUAUUUUCCAGUUUUGUUUGAUGCUUGGUUUGCCUGAAUCACCUCGGUGGCUUUAUUUAAAGAAGGACAAGGCUCAAGCUAUUUCUGUGCUUUCAAAAAUUUAUGAUCCUGAUCGUUUGGAGGAGGAGAUAGAUUUGCUUGCUCUUGUUUCAGCUGAAGAUUUGUGCUCCAAGAAGACUGUCAGCUACUUGGAUGUGUUUAGAUCGAAGGAAAUGAGGCUUGCAUUUUUUGCUGGAGCUGGCCUUCAGGCAUUUCAGCAAUUCACGGGAAUCAACACUGUAAUGUACUACAGCCCCACCAUUGUCCAAAUGGCAGGCUUCUCCUCCAACCAGCUUGCUCUGCUACUCUCUCUGAUUGUUGCAGCCAUGAAUGCUGCUGGCACCAUUGCCGGGAUCUACCUCAUCGAUCGCUGCGGUCGACGCCGUUUAGCUCUGACGAGCCUAGUUGGUGUCUUCAUCUCCCUUCUCAUGAUUGCAGGAGCAUUCUCUCUUCAAUCCUCUGGCAUGAGAGCUGACUACUCUGACUGGAACUCACUCCAUAGCUGCUGUGGAGCAAACCAUGGAUGGCUUGCAGUGCUUGGCCUGGCUCUGUACAUAGUGUUCUUUGCGCCGGGGAUGGGUCCAGUUCCAUGGGCGGUGAACUCCGAGAUAUACCCAGAGGCAUAUCGUGGAGUUUGCGGAGGAAUGUCUGCAACUAUCAACUGGGCAUCUAAUCUGAUCGUCGCACAGUUCUUCCUAUCACUUGUGUCGAUUGUUGGAACAGCUGAGACUUUCUUAGUUAUUGCUGGGAUAACUGUGAUGGCAUUUGUGUUUGUGUACAAGUUUGUGCCAGAGACGAAGGGUCUGACAUUUGAGCAGGUGGAGAGAUUGUGGAAGGAGAAGGCAUGGGGCAAUAUUGGAGGUAGACAACAGGCUCUGCUUGGUAGUGUGGCUUGAAGCUUCUUGCAAUGGCACUUUUGACUAAUCUGGAUAAAAAAUUUGAUCAUGAUAUCGGCCCCUUUUUUGUUUUUUGAGUGAAAAAAAGGUGGCUGGUUCUUGUAGUUCUUUGGUGUUGGAUUAAUUAUUCUGUGCGGUUGCUGGAUGCCGUUCGGAGGCAAAUUAGAGUACGUCAUAUCACCUUCUUGUUGUGUACCGGGUGACACGACAUGCUCUAAGUCUUCUCUGAACAGAAUAAUUUCUCCUUGGUGCUGGGCCAGUGAAUAGUGGGAUGGUAUAGAUGUCUGUCAGAAAUUUAUGCUGUUCUUGAUGCUUAAUAUCUUGUGACUUCGUGCUGGAUGUAUUGAACAGCUUUCUUAUGUAAAGUUUUAGUUGAAAAUAAUGAAGUCAUAAUUCUGAUUGAGAAAGAAUAA
This is a messenger RNA of Dendrobium catenatum, 2135 nucleotides long. Its product is annotated as inositol transporter 1. Gene Ontology annotation, molecular function: myo-inositol:proton symporter activity. The transcript has 6 exons. Gene Ontology annotation, biological process: transmembrane transport. Gene Ontology annotation, cellular component: membrane. NCBI's taxonomy places the organism in Eukaryota, Viridiplantae, Streptophyta, Magnoliopsida, Asparagales, Orchidaceae. The record is from RefSeq and is a predicted model, not a curated record. The coding region runs from base 193 to 1722 and encodes 509 amino acids.